UCGUCUCCUUCCUCGCCGCACAUCGCCGCCCUUUCUUAUAGAUUUCUAGAGAGUGAGAGAGAAAGGAUGAGGCUUUUAACGCACAACAUGCUAUCCAGCAACGUGAAGGGGGUCGUCAAUGGCUUCCCGCUACGCCUCGAAGCUUCAACCUGGGUCGAGAAGGAGGUCGACUUCAACGCCGACUUCCUCCGCUCCGUAUUCCCCAAGAUCGACUGGCCAGCACUCUUCGGCGCUUCCCAGACGGUUGGCUACGUCGCUUUGCCCGAGUCCGCUGACGCCUCCAUGCUCGAAUCGGAGGAUUUCUUGAAGAAAUUCCACCACGCUUUGUUAGAGAUCCAUGUGGAAGAGGGGGCGCUCGUGUGCCCGGAGACUGGGCGGAGGUUUCCUAUCAAUAAGGGGAUUCCUAAUAUGCUGCUUAACGAGGAUGAGGUUUAGGGUUAGGGUUUUGGAAUGUAAUUUGUGAUAAUAGGAUUGAAUUAUUGGGCUUUUGUUUAUGAUUUUGCUACUGCCUUAAAAAUCUGAUUUUUAUCUACAUAUGUAUCAUCGUUUCCCUUAUACUUUGUGUUUUCAAUAUUCCAAGAUCUUUGGUUUUCUUGGAUUGAGGAAAGGGUUUGAUCAAACCUGGCAAUUACUUUGAUUAACA
Dioscorea cayenensis subsp. rotundata (Guinea yam) is the source of this 643-nucleotide messenger RNA. RefSeq names its product multifunctional methyltransferase subunit TRM112 homolog A. NCBI's taxonomy places the organism in Eukaryota, Viridiplantae, Streptophyta, Magnoliopsida, Dioscoreales, Dioscoreaceae. The record is from RefSeq and is a predicted model, not a curated record. Gene Ontology annotation, molecular function: protein heterodimerization activity. The transcript has a single exon. Gene Ontology annotation, biological process: peptidyl-glutamine methylation; rRNA (guanine-N7)-methylation; tRNA methylation. The coding region runs from base 67 to 435 and encodes 122 amino acids.